Messenger RNA from Teleopsis dalmanni, 1413 nucleotides. RefSeq lists its product as uncharacterized. The record is from RefSeq and is a predicted model, not a curated record. Lineage: Eukaryota; Metazoa; Arthropoda; Insecta; Diptera; Diopsidae. The transcript is spliced from 3 exons. Bases 3 to 1394 code for a protein of 463 amino acids.
UUAUGUCAGAAAAAUAUGAUAGUGAUUGUACAUAUAUUUCAAAUGCGGACGAUGUGUUUAGAGACCAGAAUGAAAAUACAUUCACGUCCAAUUUACGGAGGUCUCAACGGCUUUUACAAAAGUUGACAUCAGAGACCAACCCAGCAACUCAACUAUCUCAGACAAAAUCUAAAGAAUCACUAAAAAGAAAACUAUCUGAGGACUUACUACAAGACUUCAAUGAAACCUUUUCCAGCCAAAUGCUAUUAGGUCAGAAAAAUAUGCCAAUAUCAAAUAAUGAAAAUUUUAUGGAAAACAAAAAUAAUGAGGAUAAUGGUGAUGAAGUAAACCCUCAACACAACAUAGAAGUUAAUCCAAUCGAUUUGACUAAGAACGUAACUAAUAUAACUAACUUUAAAAAUAUUGAAAAUGAAAAUAAAAAAAGUAAUAUAGAUGAAAAUAGUGCUACAAUAAAUCAACAAAAUGAAGAAAAACAGCUACAAAAUAUAAAGCCAUUGAAUUCAAUUGAUAAAGAAAAUACAGGCUCGCAAUUGCAAAGAAAUGGGUACACCACUGAAAAACGUUGUAGAACACAAAAGUCGAAUUCGAAAAAAAAACAAAUUUCGAAACAAAGGAAAAAUACAGAUAAAAAGUUAACAAUUACUACAAAACGUUUAUAUAAAAAGCGUGCUACAUUGACAAAUCCACCGACCAAUUAUAUUAAUCUAACAGAAAUAGAAUCGUCAGCAGAAAAAGCUGAAACUCAGAUAAUGAAAAAUUUACCUAAACAAUAUUAUAACAUGAAUUUGUAUAAGCCACCCCUAUUUACUUUGAAUGCUAUAAGAAAUUCUCAGUUACCAGAAAUCUAUCCAGCACAUUUUGAACAUCAGUUACACCCAACGGAAACUACUAUUGUACCACAAAAUCACAAAAUUUAUGACAAAAAUUGUUCAUCAAAUGAUUUAGUGAUUGUACCUCAAGAAAAUUAUUAUCCUCCUACUCCAGAUUUUUCCCAAGCUUAUGAAAUAAAUACAUCAUCGUCUACACUUUCUCUACCAGAGUCACUACAUGGCGUUUUCGAUAGCAAUAAUAUACGCGAAAUUUUGAACGCAGAGAAAAUUGUGUACCACUUAAAUGAACACCAUACGAAAGUAUUGGCUAUGGUUUUUGAUUUAAAUGUGGAACAUUUAAAUGAUGUGCUAAAUAAAAUAGUUAAUUUGGAUAACAGUAUCUUACAAGAAGUUGAAGAGGCAUAUUCCAAUCUCACCGAUACAAACGACACCUCAAGUAGUACUGCAAGAACGCGUCCAUUCCAAACUGUAAACAAUAUAGAAAAGCUAGAAAAUACUCACGUACGAGAUAAUAAACGUGCUCUGUUAGAUGCUUGGUUUCCAAGUCAAAGACGAACGCAAUAAUAAAGACAUUGAAUAAAAU